GUGUGCCAUUGAUAACGCAGCACAGAGGCGGUAUGACGACGCUGUUGAAGAGGUUUUCCAGCUCGCUGCUCAAGCCCAAGAAGCAGCUGAAGCUCAAGACAAAGAAGCACAGCUCUCAUCAACGUGUUGAUGGAGUUGUGGGCGGCGCGAGCCAGCCAGCACGGACCAGAUUUGCACCAUCUCCCACUGGGUUUCUACACCUGGGGUCGCUUAGAACAGCUCUGUACAACUACCUUCUCGCUAAGAACACAGGAGGCCAGUUUCUGCUGAGACUGGAGGACACUGACCAGAAGCGCCUGGUGCCGGAAGCCGAGCAGUCUCUGUACGAUUCCUUGAAAUGGUGUGGGCUUCAGUGGGACGAAGGUCCUCUUAUCGGCGGUCCCAUGGAGCCUUAUAGACAGAGUGACCGUACAGAGAUCUACAAGAGCCAUAUUGGACAGCUGCUAGAGUCUGGACACGCAUACCGUUGUUUUUGCUCGAAGGAGAGGUUGAACAAGUUAAGAGAGUCUGCUCAGAAGCUCCAGCCUCCGACGACGGUGUCGUACGAUAGGUUCUGCUCACACAUUUCGAGGGAAGAAUCAGAUAGAAGAGCACAGAGCGAAGAGUUCACGAUACGGUUCAAGUCGCCCGAGCGGUACCCUCCUUUCACAGACUUGCUUCACGGCAAGAUUGACCUCCAGCCACAGGUGAACAAAGAUGACGUUAGAUACGAUGAUCCUGUGCUGGUGAAGUCCGAUGGCCUACCAACGUACCAUUUUGCCAACGUUGUUGACGACCACCACAUGAAUAUCACACACGUCAUCCGCGGUGAGGAAUGGCUGCCUUCUACUCCAAAGCAUAUUGCAAUGUAUAAGGCUUUUGGCUGGGAAGCUCCAAAGGUCAUACAUAUCCCAUUGUUGACUACUGCUGGUGACAAGAAGUUGAGUAAAAGAUCUGGUGAUACAGACAUCAGAAGCUAUAAAGCCAGAGGCAUAUUGCCAGAGGCAUUGGUGAACUUUGUUGCUCUUUUCGGCUGGUCACCCCGCUCACACAAUGGAAACGAAUCUCAUUCUGAGAUCUAUUCGUUGAGCCAACUCUCAGAUAUGUUUAACGUUGAUGAUCUGACUAGGGGUAACGCCAAAGUUGACGAUAAAAAGCUCAUGUUUUUUAACAAGCACUACUUGGAAGAGAGAAUUAGCAGAGAUGAUCAAGAAGUAUUACAGAGUGCACACGAGUUUCUCAAACCAUAUGGAGCAUCUUUUGAGACCUCAACAAAGAUAGCCAAAUUGGUUGUGCAUAAUUUACACACUAUAAACGAAAUUGUAAACUAUUCAUACUUGAUUAAAGAGUGUGACUUACAGAGUGAAACUGCCCAAAGAUAUAUCAAAUCAACAGAUUUGAGCCAGCUGAAAAAGAUCUUGAUGGAAUUCCAAUCGACAACUGAGUUGACAAAGGAUUUGAGCAGAGUUGAAGACAGCUUACAAUCUCAAGGAUUAAAGAAGAGUGAAAUCUUCAAGGCCUUGAGAUUUGGACUUAUAGGAAGCGUUCCAGGUCUAAAGAUCCCAUUGCUCGUCAAUUGGUUUGGCGAUGAAGAGUGCCACAAGAGGUUGCAAAAGGCUAUUGAACUCGUUGGUUCCAUGUAAAUAUCUCACACGUAUAUGCUGUAAAUAGGAUUAUUAGCUAGAGACCGCUUACUUCUAGAAAUAUACAAUACAUUUGACUUGAGAA
This is a messenger RNA of Williopsis jadinii, 1707 nucleotides long. It is a transcript of the gene MSE1, whose product is annotated as glutamate--tRNA ligase MSE1. Gene Ontology annotation, molecular function: ATP binding; zinc ion binding; glutamate-tRNA ligase activity. Lineage: Eukaryota; Fungi; Ascomycota; Saccharomycetes; Phaffomycetales; Wickerhamomycetaceae. The record is from RefSeq and is a predicted model, not a curated record. The coding region runs from base 33 to 1622 and encodes 529 amino acids. The transcript has a single exon. Gene Ontology annotation, biological process: glutamyl-tRNA aminoacylation.